UCGAGGACACUGAUAUAGACCCUAAUUUCACAGAUUUUAUUGUCCCAAUAUUUGUUUACAGGUAAGAAGGUCCGUCAAAGAGUCUCCUAACAUUAGAGUAACUUUAUUGUCACCAACAAAUCCAGAGACAUUUUAGUCAAUGUUGCUGUAAACAAUCUUCCCCAGCUUAGGAUGCAAAUAUUUCUCUAAGUUGUUAAAUAUUCUCGUGUUUUAUAUUGUAUCUGUUUUUCACUUCUCCUGUUUUCUUGUCCAGUUUGAGGACUCUCAUACCAAAACAGGAAGUGUACACAAUGAAAGCAUUUUUGAAACAUGCUGGGAAAUAACAGGUGAUUAAUUUCCUGUAUGUAUAUAAACAAAAAUUAAUUCACACAACUAAUGCUCAACAAUAGAAAAUCGCUGUAUUAGUAUCCCAGGAUAAUUAGUACAAAUACAAACAGUAAUUGAUGCACCAAUGAAGCAACCAAAAUAUUACAUUAUCUGCAAAUACAGCAAUAUCGUGAAGGAGGAGAGAUAAACCCCCAAUGUUUUAGUAACUAAAACUUAUGUUCUCAAGGGAUUGUUAUCUCUAUAGGCACCCAGACCACUUCAUCUCAAUGAAGUUGUCUGAGUUCCAUUUACCCCCUGUGUUAACCCUGCCGCUGAAAACAUUGCUAUUCAAGGAAUGGCAUUGUUUUCACUGCAGGGUUGACCUAGCUCUGGCGACUUUCACACUGACAGUCACUAGAGGCGCUCCCGUGAAAUAGUGGAGUAAAACUCUGCUAGUUCAAACAGAUGAUUUCAGAGAGAGACCAAAGAAUUAGUGCAGCUUGGUGUUUUGCCUCCUGUGCACGCUAGCCUCCCAAUGCUUUCCUACGGAAAAGCAUAUGAUUGGCUGAGAACAUCAAUCUCGAUGAUCUCAGCCGAAGAAGUGGAGUAGUAUACCAACAACCAGACCUGCGAGUGAGAGCAAAGAUAAUUAAAACCACAUUUUAAACACUGGCAGCGGAGGUACAGUCACCUAAACAGUGACUAGGCGCUAUAUAGUUAGGAAUACACAUUUGUUUUCUAACGCUAUAGUGCUCCUUUAAUCAGUUAAAUCACUCCUGGCAGUCACAUGUAUAUAUCAUGUUCUUUUUUCUCCCUUAGGAAUUUUUCCGAUCAUUGUCCUGACCAACAAAACUAAAAGAGAUUACUCAAUGGUCGAAAAACUAUUUAAGAGUUUUGGAGCUGAGGAGGUGGUUGCUGUGGAGAAUUACACAGCUAAAAAACAUCUGCCAACACGUGGGAGGCACAGGGAUAUAUUAAACAUUCUAUACAAAGCUCUACAGGAUGUUACUUUUCAAAUGGAAAGGGGAAGGAAUCCAAAACAUGAACGUGCAGAACGCAAGAAAUUUCUGAUGGACAUCAUUCAUAACAGCAUUGUUUACAAGAAAGGAGAGCAGGAUGAACAAGAAAUACCUGACAAUCGCUGGUUCCCAAAACGAGUCUAUGAUUAUUUUUCUAAGAAAAAAACAUGAAGAAUCAUGACCAAAACCAGGAGUCCCAAGGCACACAUGACCCAAAUGUUCACAUUAAUGAUAAUUAACAAUCCAGCAAGUGGAGCCCAGACUGUGGGUGCCUCGGAGACCAAUGGUUUAGGUCACUUGACAAAGAACCAGGGAAUGAUGUUUGCAGCCUAC
Messenger RNA from Pelobates cultripes (western spadefoot toad), 1658 nucleotides. The record is from the annotation of a GenBank genome assembly. NCBI's taxonomy places the organism in Eukaryota, Metazoa, Chordata, Amphibia, Anura, Pelobatidae.